This is a messenger RNA of Drosophila simulans, 1906 nucleotides long. RefSeq lists its product as uncharacterized. The transcript has 2 exons. Bases 641 to 1045 code for a protein of 134 amino acids. The record is from RefSeq and is a predicted model, not a curated record. Lineage: Eukaryota; Metazoa; Arthropoda; Insecta; Diptera; Drosophilidae.
ACUCUGGAACUCUGGCUAAGGCCGUGGCAUAUUAUUUGUGCGAUUAAAAUGAUCGCGAAUGGGGAAAUCUAAGGAGGCGGAGGAGUUCAUUGGAGGAGUGGAGGGCAGCGGAUUCGCAAGGAGGAGUCUCCUUUGUGUUCGAGCGUCUGGUUUGGCGGGGCUUCUGCGGCAGUCAACUUCACGCUUCGCUCAACCAUCACCAAAUAAAUUUCAUUGAGCAUCUCUGCACAGUGGGCUGGAUUGGUUAAUCAGGAAGGAAAAACGUACUACCGAUAUUCCAGGAUAUAUAAUUUAAUAUAGAUAGAUUGAGAUAAAUAUAGGUAAUUGUUUAGAUUUAAAUAUUUUUUGUAUAUUAGUUUUCAAUAUUCUGUACUACAAAUUUUACACGAUCUUCCACUUUACCCACUGUGCUCAUUGUUCCCGACGCAGUUCACUCUGUGUGAUCCAAGGCGACGUGCCGCGUCUGCCGUGGCUUCUGCUCCUUGCUGCAGCUCGACCACAUUCCAAGUACUUUACCUUUUGCCUUUACCUUUGCCUUUGCAUUGGAGCCUACCUUUUUACCUUCACCUUGGCCAGGCUGGGGCUCGGCCUGGCUUUUUGCUUUUGACCAGGCUGCUGCUGCUGCUGCCGAUGAUGCUGCAUGCCCCAGCGCAUGCUUCAUCUGUUGCAUGUAGUUACCGCUUUCAUGGCUAAGUGGUUGACUGGACAUGGUCGUCUUCGUCUGUUUUUACGGCCUCGUCUUGGGUGCCAGUGCCUGCUGCAUCCUCUGAUCCACAUGCACAUCCACAUCCCGACGAAGACGACGACGACGAUGCCGAUUCGGAACCCGAAUCCUAUCCACUCCUUGUGGCCGGUUGUUUCUUUUGCAGUUGCGUGUCACGUACAAGCAAUUCGCAUGUUUCAAAAAUGCUUCGGACAUGGCUCUUUCUGCCGCAGUGUGUCGGUGUAUCUGUGUUUUCGGUUGGCUGUUCUGCCGGCGGUUCAUCUCGCCGUCAUCGUGGUGGUUGCACCAAGCAGCGGAGAUGCAGAAGGUUCAGGAGAUUAAACGGUUUAAAGGUUACAUCGCCGGCCAGCACUCCUCGCCGAGAUUCCACAUAUUUAAUAUGGGGGUUCGGUGCGAGGAAUCCUGAAUUAUGAUCUAGCAGGUUGCAAGGUUCCAUUACUUGGCACAACUCUAAAAUAACCCAUGUUUAUAGGAUAUGCAACGCAUAUAAAUUUAGAGAAUACAAAAGCUAUUUCAUUAUAUUUUUAGAUUUUAGUCACUUUUGAUUUUUUAUCAAUAAUAUGAAUAACAUUUCAAUUUCUGGUUGCUUAUCUAAAGUAGUAUUAUUAUUGCACACAAGCUAUUCCAGCUUCCUCAUCCUGAGACAUCCAAUUAGCAUCGCCAUGGGCCUGGGCAACUGUCCGCAUUCAUAAUCUUCUAAUUCCAUCAAGUGCACCUUGGACCAACUCCCUUUCAGCGAACUCUCUCCAUCCCAGAUGCAGUCGUCGUGGACAGGAUUUUGAGGGCAGCUCCCUUGGGCCCACACCCAACCAACCAUCCCAGUUCUCACGCUGAGCUCACCUCCGGGCUUGUCCAGUUGACCAGUGCGGGGGAAACCAGUACACAUCAAUCUGCUUGUGUCAACACCCCGACCACGGCGACAUCGUCCAGAUGCACAGCCACAUCCACAUCCACAGAGUUAGUUCAGAUAGAGAGGCAGUACGGCCAGUGGCCACCAUCCUGACUGGCUGACGUGCAAUGCCCUAAAAGGAUGCUGAACUCCUAUUGACUUGUUAAUGCGAUCACUUUAGCUGACCCAAAUAUAGUCAAACGUUUCAAUUUGUGCAACGUUUUUGGGCAAUUGAUAGCCGCGAGCAGAGCGAACAGCCAAAAGAGCAAAAGCGCCAAGCGCGAACAGAAGCA